Molecule: messenger RNA, 3820 nt
Organism: Hippoglossus stenolepis (Pacific halibut)
Lineage: Eukaryota; Metazoa; Chordata; Actinopteri; Pleuronectiformes; Pleuronectidae
Gene: tbx4
Product: T-box transcription factor 4
Exons: 9
Coding region: 259-1899 (546 amino acids)
Biological process (GO): cell fate specification; angiogenesis; positive regulation of DNA-templated transcription
Cellular component (GO): nucleus
Molecular function (GO): DNA-binding transcription factor activity, RNA polymerase II-specific; RNA polymerase II cis-regulatory region sequence-specific DNA binding
Source: RefSeq, a predicted model, not a curated record
UGCACAGGCGCAGAGCGCAGCUCGGUGCUGGAGAGGCUGAAAGGCACUAAGGCAGCGUCUCACCGCCCGACGCAGAGACACUUCCAGCGGACAGCCGCGGCCGCAGCCUGCGGAGCCUCCGAGGACAGACGCCCCGAGAGGAGCACGUGCAGGCGCCGUAGGGAGCGAAGCGUCCCGCUGCUGAGCCGCUGCUGAGCCGCUGAACACUGAGCCGCUGUGCGGGGGAUGGAUUUAAGCAGAUGACUGAGUGCGGGAGAGAUGCUGCAGGAGAAGGCUUCAGCUGUGACGGAUGAAUGUAUGAGCCGAGUCCAGACCGGUGUGGAGACAGAUCUCCUCCCACACCAGCCACGACUGGGCCUGUCCACAGCUUCCGCCAUUCCCAGCUCCAAUGAGCCUGACCAGAACAUUGAGAACAUUAAGGUCAUCCUUCAUGAGCGGGAGCUGUGGAAGAAGUUCCACGAGGCCGGCACAGAGAUGAUCAUUACUAAAGCAGGCAGGAGGAUGUUUCCAAGCUACAAGGUCAAAGUGGCUGGGAUGAACCCCAAAACCAAGUACAUCCUACUCACUGACAUUGUCCCAGCUGAUGAUCAUCGCUACAAGUUCUGUGAUAACAAGUGGAUGGUGGCUGGAAAGGCAGAGCCAGCAAUGCCGGGGAGACUCUAUGUGCACCCAGACUCUCCGGCCACAGGAGCUCACUGGAUGAGGCAGCUGGUCUCAUUUCAGAAACUCAAACUAACAAACAAUCACCUGGACCCUUUCGGGCAUAUCAUCCUGAACUCUAUGCACAAGUACCAGCCCAGGCUACACAUAGUCAAAGCUGAUGAGAACAAUGCCUUUGGAUCCAAGAACACUGCGUAUUGUACUCAUGUCUUUCACGAGACAGCCUUCAUCUCUGUGACCUCGUAUCAAAACCACAAGAUCACACAGCUGAAAAUAGAGAACAACCCAUUUGCCAAGGGAUUCCGAGGCAGUGAAGAAGGGGAUCUGCGUGUUUCAAGACUACAGGGGAAAGAGUAUCCAGUGAUUUCAAAGAACAUGGUUCGUCAGAGGCUCAUCUCGUCACACAGUCACCUUGCAGGGAAGCUCGGCGCAGGAGCUCUAACGGGGCACCCUCAGGUCCUGUCCUCUUUUCAGUACGAGGCUGGGGUUCCUUUGUCUAACUCCGACCCCCAGGAUCCCAUCACAAACCAUUUCUCUCAGAGCCGAGAUCCCAGCCUUCUGUACCACUGCUUCAAACACAGAGAUAAUGCCCGGCACCUGGAGCUUGGCUGUAAGCGGCCGUACCUGGAGACCUCGUCCGUGGGCUCAGAGGAGCACUACUUCCGUUCAGCUCCCUCUUAUGAAUCGUCCCUACUGUCUCAUCCAUACUGCACUGAGGCCAUCACCUCUAGAGAAGCUUGUAUGUAUGGCAGUAUGGACGCAGAGUCUGGAUCCGGGGCGGCGGACACAGAUGACCUGGCCAACUCCCCUUCCAUAAAUUGCAACAUGUGGGCUACCAUGCAGCCUUACCCUCGCUAUAGCGUGGAGGGUGUUCCGUACCAGCCCUUCACGGCCCACUUCACCAACGCUGCCGCGGUCACGCCUGUGGUACCCCAUCCCACAUCGUCCAUGGUGUCGAGGUCGCAGGCGGACCUGGGUGUCUACAACUCCACUUCGGUCCAGCGAGGUCUGCCCAUCAUACCUUCAUCCUCCUCCUCUUCAUCGUGCUCUCCAGCGGUUCCAGGAUCCAGAGAGAGGUCAGGCCAUCCCUCUCUGUACCACAAAAAGCCAGGGUCACCUCUCCGGCCUCACAGAGAUUUCCCAGCUUACCCAACACAAGGCACUCUAUCCAUCCGGGAUGCGUCCUACCAGUACCAAGUGGGGCUGAGCAGCGCAGGGACUCACUGGACUGACAGCUAAUGUGGACCACUAGAGAAACCUGUUUUGUCCAAAGGUCUCCACUACAGGCUGCUGAUGCCUUGCAAUGGUAACAAAAGCCAUUUAGGUCCAUGAAUUCCCCACUAAAGCAACUGCAGUAUGAUACACAACACCGUAUUUGACGAGCAGUGGCUGACCUCAUCUUGUUGAUUUGUAGAAUCUGUACUAUAAGCGUUUCAUCAGACACAGUGAGGUGGUUCUUCCAUUCUCAAAUGCAAAGCAUAGGUUUGAUCAGCGUUUAAAGUUUGUCACUACAACUUACUACCCCAAGAGUCUUAGCGAGCUAACCUGAAGCAAUAAUGAGACUACUUCUUUAGACAAAAAGAAGUAGAUAAGGGCAAAUUAGCAGAUGUUAUUCUUCCUCUAGAAGGCCAUACUAUAUGUUUUAGAUACAAGUUCAGAGGAUGAGGCUGACGUGAUUCUUUUUUUUCUUGUUGUCAACAAAUCCUAUAAAAAAGGCCAAGUAUCUCUCAACUCUUUCUGACUUUCCUACCCGCUCUCACUGCCAAGCCCAUUGGUCCCUAAUGUAGAUGUAUAUUUUUAAGAAUACUAUAUAUAGUUCCAUUAAAAAAUGGUUCACCCUUUUCCUCAAAGAGAUUAACAGUGUAGCUUGUAUGAAGUCGUACUCUAAAACAUGGGUGAAUAGUGUAUUAUAUCAAGCGCACAGUUUUGAUUAUGGCAGCCAAUCGUAAUUUUCAGAGCACUGCCCACUCUUCUGCUGCCUGCUGCAUCACCACUUUCUGCUACUGCUGCUGCUCAUAUGUCAUUUUAAAAGCCCUUCAACCUCCAACAGACUCUGAGUCUCUAUUUCCCUUAGAGGUAAAUCAUCACUGUUUCUUGCUGCUCCCCGAUAUGCAGAGCUUUGUGCUUCAUUGUGGAUGUCAAUACUGUAUUUAUUCUACAGUUGACCACACGGUAUUUGGUGAGUUGCAGCAUGAUGGUGCAUAUUAGACUGAUUAUUUAAAAAAUUACAGUGGCUCUAUGUUCAUGAUAAGGAGGCAACAGUUAAGCUCAUUGAUAUGAAAGAUCAUUUCAUUGUUUGUCUUUUUAUUGGAUUAUUUGACAAUAAGUAAAAUUCAGAUCAGGGUCAGCCCUUGAGACAUGUUCAUCUGGGAGGGGGUUUCUAAUAGUUAAGACAGUUAUGGUCCUUUGAAUCCUAAUUAUUCACAAGUGCCAAAAUGAGAUUUGCUACCCAAUGGUUUCUAAGGAACACGUGCAUUAAGUCCAGUGCAGAGUGAGGUUGAUCAUGUUAGAAUAUGUAAGACUGAAUUUUAAAUUCAUUUUGCCAACUAAGAAUCGUAUGUGCAUUAUAAUGGAAAGGUACGCAAGGCAGUCUUUAACCGUGGUGUAGGGCUACAUACAGAGCAAUGGGAUCAAGUGAAAGGUGAACCACAAAGGUAGCUAGCAUUAGAGAUGUAAGUGUUUAGGUCAUUAGAUACUUUCUGCAGGUCCAUGUGAGGUGUGUUUUACUAAUCUAAGGCUCAGCCAUUGUGGUGUGGUUAGUUGUCAAAGCUUGGCUCCCAACAAUACUCUAGUUAAACCAGGACAGCAGAGAACUCUCACGCAAAACCAGAUGGGAGCUUAAAAAAGUGAUGUUAAGCCAUGGUGAGUACCGGAAAAGAGAGCUGCACACAAAUUCCACUCCCAAAUGACUGAGUUGGAAAAAAUGUCUUAAGACUGCAAAUACAAAACAGCCUGAGCAGACAGGGGAGCUGGAAGAAAGCGCUCUCGUCAGCAUGAUACACCGUAGAGUUCGAACUUGCAUUGACAAUGAAAGAUGAUAUGUUGGUGAUCCCUCAUGUAUUUGUGUUUUUUUUUUCUUGUUUCAUGUUGUUUAAUUCAAUAUAACAUUUUUGAAUAUAUUGACAUUUUUGCACACCUGAUAAAUAAACAUUUUCAUGUC